UGUAAGCAUGGAGAUUGAAAAUCUUCCAAACGAGCUACUGGAGCAGAUCUUCCAUUAUCUGCCGGUGGAGGAUUUGGAAAACGCAGCCUUAGUUUGUCACGCCUGGAAGGACAUCAUACUCACGGUCAUAAUUCCGAAAUAUGUGACGAUUCACCUCAAACCAGUGCAUCCGGUUACUCAUCAACUGAUUGAGAUGCCUUCCCUUCUAUCUUCCCAAGUGAUGAAUCCCUUCCCCAAAUCCCAUUACAAAAUCACCAUACCCAAUGAAGAAUUGACUGAAGAUCCAGAGUUUAUCGAUUUUUUCAAGCAAUGUGGCACAAAUUUGAAGUCUCUUCAUCUGCAAGUUGUACAGUUGUCUGAAUCGAUUCUGAAAACAUUUCCCUAUCUCCACACUCUAGAGGAACUUUGCUUGACGACUGAAUCGGAUGAACUCUACGGUCCCAAGCCAAAGAAUCCUGAACUGUACCUUUCGACCUUCAAGAACCUCAAAUCUCUCAAACUCUACCUGCCCAACUAUUUCAUCCUGCUCAAUGCUUCCCUUCUAUGCUCAGCUCCCCUCACAGUCCUCUCCUUAGAACGUUUCGAGGUAGAACUUCGCCACCUCAAACCCAUACUCCAGCAACACUCAUCCACGCUCCGCGAGGUCACGGUCAAGGUGGAAGAAAUGAAACCCACUCUGCAGUACCUGAACUCUUUAUCGGACCUGAAACUGCGCAAACUCAACAUCAAGAGCGGCGGCAAUGAAGACGACUACACCGAUACUCUCAUCCAGCUGUUCGAUCAACAGCCUCAACUCCGCGUUCUCCGAAUCGGUUCCGAGUUGUCCCUUCGCGCAGUUUCCCAGAUUCCCAAGAUGCUUUUGGAGUUGGAGGAGCUGGAGCUAAUCGCCGAAAGCAUCCACGAUUGCAAGGCUUUCGCCGAGUUGAGAAACCUUCGCAAGCUGACCAUGUCGCUGUACGACGUCCGGGCCUGGGACGAGUCGGCCUCGAUCGAGAGUGUAAUUGACUUCGCGCUGUCCGUAACGUUUCCGCUGAUCUCUCCAGCGAUUUUCUGCUCCUUUCCAAAUGCCAGGCGUUUCUACCUGGAAGACGUCGAUGACGAUUCGCUAAUGCGGGAUAUUAUCGUAGUGCAGACGUUGAUGGAGCGAGUUCAGCGCGUGGAGAGCUUGGAUUUGGAGAACUAUGUUCUCAAGGAACGUGAAAUUUUGAACGAAAAAGUAAAACGCUUCGACUCCUUUGAAGGCCUACGACUACUUAAGUUCUGCUGUCGAGACAUGUCGGACGCUUCAUUGAUGACGAUGGCUCUGCCGGAGCUGAGGGAACUUCACCUCACCCACUGUCCGGGGGUGUCCUUCAAGGGGAUCUCGUUUCUGGUGCGAAGCUGUCCGCUGAUAGACACUCUGCACAUUGAGUACAAUAAGGCCGGUUUCAACGACGACUGCAUGGACAUUAUAACGAGGAAAUUGACGCGACUGCGGCGUUUAUACUUGGUGAAUUUGAAGGGACUGACUAAUGAGAGUAUUGAGCUGAUUCUUACCAACUGUCAGAGAUUGAGGGAAUUAACAUUCUCCUACUGCCCGGGGAUAACAAUGGAGAAAGCCGAGGUGAUUGAAAAACUGAGCACGCUGAAAACAAUGCGCAACUUGAUAUAUAGUUGAACGGUUUAUGCGGGGAAAGGUAAUUCGUUGACUUGCCUAAAAU
Messenger RNA from Ochlerotatus camptorhynchus, 1700 nucleotides. RefSeq lists its product as uncharacterized. The transcript is spliced from 4 exons. The record is from RefSeq and is a predicted model, not a curated record. Gene Ontology annotation, molecular function: protein binding. NCBI's taxonomy places the organism in Eukaryota, Metazoa, Arthropoda, Insecta, Diptera, Culicidae. The coding region runs from base 8 to 1657 and encodes 549 amino acids.